Messenger RNA from Glycine soja, 1871 nucleotides. Its product is annotated as kinesin-like protein KIN-7D, mitochondrial. The transcript has 9 exons. The coding region runs from base 330 to 845 and encodes 171 amino acids. NCBI's taxonomy places the organism in Eukaryota, Viridiplantae, Streptophyta, Magnoliopsida, Fabales, Fabaceae. Gene Ontology annotation, biological process: microtubule-based movement. The record is from RefSeq and is a predicted model, not a curated record. Gene Ontology annotation, molecular function: microtubule motor activity.
AGCACAAUAACUUGACCAAUUUUCAUCUGGAUGCAUUUUCUUCUAGGUAUUAUAAAUUCAGGCAAGCAUCUUAUUUAUGACCAUGUUAACUUUUCUUCACUCACUCUCUCUCUCUCCCACUCUCCCCUGACACACCAACUCGGCGUGUCAACUCGAUGGCGUCAUCCUCACGUGCAAGGAGUAGCUCGCCAUUCUCGCACCGCAAACCCUCAACUCCUCUCUCCUCAGCUUUCUCUUCCACUUCUUCCUUCAUGAAUGGACACGUAAUGCCUCGCUCCUAUUAAUCUUCCACGACGUCAUUUUACAACUCCAGUGGAGGUGGAUGAUCCAUGACUUCGAGUCGCUGUCAUAGCGAGUCUGUCUACUACAGCUAUGGUAAUCCUUUGCCGAUGGAGUUCGGGAUGGACGAGGAGGUGAUCACGGAGCCCGUGGAUUCGUCUAGAGUUCGGGAUAGCAUUUUGGUCACGAUUCGGUUCAGAUCGUUGAGUGAAAGAGAGUGCCAUAGAGGAGACGAGAUCGCAUGGUAUGCGGACGGUGAUAAGAUUGUGCGCAAUGAGUAUAAUCCAGCUACUGCUUAUGCAUUUGAUAGAGUGUUUGGACCGCAUACAAAUUCCAACGAGGUGUAUGAAGUAGCUGCCAAACCUGUGGUGAAGGCUGCCAUGGAGUCUUUUUGGGAGACCAAUAUUCUCCUGGUAUCAUACCACUGGCUAUCAAAGAUGUUUUCAGCAUUAUCCAAGAGGAAGAGAGUUCUUAUUCGUGUGUCAUAUCUAGAAAUAUACAAUGAGCACAAACCUGCAGGGUAUAUUACUCAAUGUGGUCCCUGUAGUUCUUGUGGAUGGCUAUAAUGUGUGUGGCUAUUGGAUGAAGCUCAAGAAAGAUUUCGUCAAAGGAAGACUUGAUAUUGCUCACCAAAAGCUGAUUGAUGAACUUCUAAGCUUUAGCAUGCUUAGAGUUCUCUCUCUCUCUCUCUCUUCCAUUGCAGUGCAACUAUUUUUCUUACAUCUUUUUUUUUUCAUUUAUAUAGAGGUGAAAAUCGUUAUUUUCUUUGAUGCAAUGAUGUCUGGACUCCCCACUCACAAGGAAGAUUUUGCUGGGUUGCAGCUUUAAAGGAGGAUGGUUGCCCCAAAGUCUGGGUAGUCACUUCUAAUCACUAUCAUCAGCAAGCAGCACAUGGAGUUGUAUGCUUCCUUCCUAUAAAUUGAAAACUUGAGUGAAAUGGAUGCAACUUGAUUGUCAAUUGUCUUCACAAUUCUUUUCCAGCUAUGAGUAUUUCACUCUCCAUAUCAAAAUAUGCAAACUAUAUAAUUUCUGCGUAGAUUAAAGGAACCUUUAUUUGGAGUUGUAAGGCAUUGGUUACUGAGCAAUGCAAUAAAUCAAACUUGGAUGAGGCUGAAUUUUCCAAAUUCCAUUAUAAUGUGAAAUGUUGGGACAUAGUUGGUAUCACUGGCUAUUGGGUUUCCAGGUUGGUCAUGCUAUAAACUAUUAGUUUACUAUCAUGAUGACCUUCACCACAUAUUGCCAAAAAAUGUACAACAAAUUUCUUUCUCUCCUUCCAUUCUUUCUUUACUAUGCCAAUGUAACUAGAAGGUCAAUUGGGGAAAACAAUUGCAUCGCCUCCAUUGUCUCCUUGAGGACUUAGACAUCGCAAGUGGGUGUUAUACAUUUGGCUCUUCAAAAGGACUCAGAGGGCUUAAUUGUAGGUAUUUGCUACUAUGCUAAUAUGUUUCAUGAACUCUUAUUCAUUGUCUAUAGAUAUUUUUGUCCAUCGGAUGGAAGCCCGAUGCUAUUGCCCUUUUAUUAGUUGGCACGAUGAUGUAUUUGUUGUCGUUGAACCUGGAGAGCUCAUUGAGAAAUUUCUACAAAAUGUUAAA